Lathyrus oleraceus (garden pea) is the source of this 670-nucleotide messenger RNA. Its product is annotated as DNA-directed RNA polymerases II, IV and V subunit 9A. Gene Ontology annotation, biological process: transcription initiation at RNA polymerase II promoter; transcription-coupled nucleotide-excision repair; DNA-templated transcription. Gene Ontology annotation, cellular component: RNA polymerase II, core complex. NCBI's taxonomy places the organism in Eukaryota, Viridiplantae, Streptophyta, Magnoliopsida, Fabales, Fabaceae. The coding region runs from base 143 to 487 and encodes 114 amino acids. The transcript has 4 exons. Gene Ontology annotation, molecular function: zinc ion binding; DNA-directed RNA polymerase activity; nucleic acid binding. The record is from RefSeq and is a predicted model, not a curated record.
AUAGUAUAAACUAAUGAUAGUUAAUUGAUACUCCGACUGCAUAGUGAAAAGGAGAGAAGUGGGAGGGAAAAGAAGGAAGCAGCGAGUAGCGAAAGAGUGUGUGGAAUCAGUCAGGUCCCGUUCUCUUCCUCCUCUGCCAAAGAUGAGUACCAUGAAAUUUUGCCGCGAAUGUAACAACAUUCUAUACCCUAAGGAAGACAGAGAAGCUAAGAUUCUUCUCUAUGCUUGCCGCAAUUGCGAUCACCAGGAGAAUGCUGAUAACUUCUGUGUGUAUAGAAAUGAGAUUCAUCACUCUGUUGGAGAGCGCACUCAAGUCUUGCAGGAUGUUGCUGCAGAUCCAACUCUUCCUCGUACCAAGGCUGUUCGUUGCGUUCAGUGUAACCACGGCGAAGCUGUGUUUUUCCAGGCAACUGCCAGAGGGGAGGAAGGAAUGACUCUUUUCUUCGUUUGCUGCAACCCAAACUGUGGACACCGUUGGAGAGACUGAGAUCUGUGGCUUCACAAAUCAAGGUUUAACUGUUAGGGAAAUCUAACAUAUUUUGUAGUUAUAUGAAAACCUGGCAUGUGUACUACCUUAUUUUAACUGUAGUUGUUGACACUGAAUUCUUGUUGGUUUGUUAAAAGGAAAGGGAGGGGGUGGAGAAAAUCAAGAAUCAAAAUGCCAUUGUCA